Molecule: messenger RNA, 282 nt
Organism: Tetrahymena thermophila SB210
Lineage: Eukaryota; Ciliophora; Oligohymenophorea; Hymenostomatida; Tetrahymenidae
Exons: 2
Source: RefSeq, a predicted model, not a curated record
AUGGAAGUAUUAGUAGAUUAUCAUUUUGCAGGAAAUAAAGAAGUUCUGUUUGACUAAAAGGGAUAAAGCAUUCAAGGUGUUAUAAAUCUUUUGCAUUAAACCAAAGAUGUAGCUGAUAAGCAUUUCACUGCUUUGCUAAAUGAAAAAGAAGGUGAUCUCAAAGAAGAUCCAUUGAAAAAGAAAAAAACUAGUGAAAAUGAUUUAGACGAUAAUAACGAUGGAGAUGGAAUGGAAGAAGAAAAUGAUAAUUAAGAUAAUAAAAUUGUAGAAGAAAAAGAUUGA